CAUGAAGAAGGCCCACUCUCUAGUCUCUUCCGCUUAAGAAAAACAGACCACUCCACUCAUUUCCCCACCGGACUGGAUAUGUGAUAAGAAGAAUGGAGAUGAACUCCUGUCUCUCCCGCGUUUCUGCAAUUCCCGGCGUUCUUCAAACAGUGAAAUGCACAGUGCAGUCGCCGCUCGCCGUGAUCGGCAGAAGCUGCGCAGCUUCCUCGGUAUCGGCCCGGCAGCCGCUGCGCAGCUUCCUCGUUCUUCCUCGCGUUUCUCACCGCAACAGUACUUACCGGAAAUCGCCCCGGCUCAAGUCCCGAGCGUUCCUUCUGAAAUCCUCGUCUUGUUUCCACGAACGACCUUCGGUAGCUCUAGAUAGUCUCCGAAUCCUAGAGUGGGACAAGGUUUGCGACGCCGUUGCUUUAUUCGCUGGCACAUCACUUGGCAAGGAAGCCACCAAGGAAAAUCUGUGGAAGUUGAGUCCAACUUUCGAAGAUAGUAUUUCACUUUUAAAGGAAACUAGAGCUGCUGUGGAAAUGUAUAACUACGGUGCAAUGAUGGAGUUCACUGGAAUUGAUGUUGAACUGGUGAAAUUUUCUCUCCGAUGUGCACAUAGGGAUUCUCCUGUGAGUGGGAGUGAAGCUGUUGCACUUGCAGCUCUGCUUCAGUUCGCUGAUGCUAUAAAGACAAAUGUUAAAUCUGCAAUCAAACAAGAUUCAGAGUGGUAUGAGCGCUUCAUGCCUCUUACUGAAAUGAUUAUGGAACUUGAGUCAAGCCGACCUUUAGUGAGCUUCAUACAGCAACUGGUUGAUGAAGAUGGCUCUGUUAAGGAUUCUGCGAGCUCUACUUUGAAACAAUCACGUGAUCAAGUACAUUUUCUGGAAAGAAAGUUAUACCAGUUGCUGGAAGCUUUGAUUAGGAACGAAACAGGGGAAACAUCCUUUUUGGAAGUGCGAACUGUUGAUGGGAGAUGGUGCAUAGCAUCUGGGUCUGCUCAAAGAGUUGGCUUUGAAGGCCUUCUGUUGUCAAGUAAUUCAGGAACGGGAAGUGUUAUAGAACCUCUACCAGCUGUUACAUUAAAUAAUGAGUUGCAACAAGCUAGGGCAUCUGUGGCUAAGGCUGAGGCUGAUGUUCUCUUGAAGUUAACAAAGAAGAUGCAAGAGGAUCUUCAUUGUCUUGAGAAUACAUUCAAUAUCAUAGUCAAACUAGAUGCCAUCAAUGCUCGAGCACAAUAUGGCCUUUCAUAUGGGGGUACAUAUCCUGAUUUGUUUUUUCCACGAAUAAAGGACAACACUGUUGCUACUGAUGCAAUGUUGGAUGAUGAAACCUUCAUAGCAUCACAUCCUUCCCUAGGAAAAUGGACUUUGUAUAUACCAAAAGCACAUCAUCCCUUAUUGCUGCAGAAGCAUCGGGAAAACCUUCACAGCAUGGCGAGAGGAUCUCGAAGUGCUACUUCUGUUGCCGAAAGUAUACAAGCUCCCCCUGUUCCUAUUGACAUAUUUAUAGACGGAAAUACUAAAGUUCUGGUCAUUACUGGUCCCAAUACUGGAGGAAAAACCAUUAGCUUGAAGACUGUUGGAUUGGCUGCAUUGAUGGCAAAGUCAGGGCUUUAUGUGUUAGCUUCUGAACCAGUGAAGAUCCCUUGGUUUGACCUUGUAUUGGCUGAUAUUGGUGAUGAACAGUCCCUCUGCCAGUCUUUGUCCACCUUCUCGGGUCAUCUAAAACAAAUUAGUAAGAUUCAGUCUUGUUCAACAAGUAUGUCCCUCGUGUUACUAGAUGAAGUAGGCGCCGGGACAAAUCCUCUGGAGGGAGCUGCAUUGGGGAUGUCAUUACUAGAGUCCUUUGCAGAAGCUGGUGCUUUGCUGACAAUAGCUACAACACAUCAUGGAGAACUCAAGACCCUUAAGUACAGCUUCAAGGGCUUCGAAAAUGCAUGCAUGGAAUUUGAUGAAGUGAAGCUGAAGCCAACUUACAAGAUUCUUUGGGGAGUUCCAGGACGCUCUAAUGCAAUCAAUAUUGCCGAGAGGCUUGGAAUGCCUAAAGCCAUCCUGGACAAUGCUCGUGAACUUUAUGGAGCAGCCAAUUUAGAAAUUAAUGAGGUGAUACUUGAGAUGGAGAGAUUUAAGCAGCAGAUUCAUGAGCAAGUUCAUGAGACUCAACAUUACUUGAAGCUAUCAAAAGAGCUAUAUAAGAAGCUCCUUGUUGCCAAAAAGAGAAUCGCUGAAUAUGGCAUGGAACAAAGAUACAGGAAAAUGGAAGAACUGUCUCGAGUAGCAGCAGCAGCACGUUCGGAACUCCACAGGAGAGCUCGACAAUUUCGCGCAUCUACAAGGAAAUGUUCUGAAACAGCAGAUUCAAGUGAUUUGGAAAGUGACAAUGCUAACUCAUUAAAAACUGAAAGUCCUAAUGAAGCUACCAGGGAGGAGAUCACGUCCAAAAACUUAAAUCCCCACGUAGUAGCUGAGAAGAAGGCUGAACUUCCCAAGGUUGGUGAUACGGUACAUAUUCUUUCUCUUGGCAAGAAAGCUCUAGUCCUAAAAGUGGAUUCUUCUCGAGCAGAAAUUGUAGUUCAAGCCGGUAACAUGAGGCUCAAGUUGAAAGCUUCUGAUGUUGUAACCUAACAGGUAGAAUUUGCUCCAUCCGUAAUCUGCUUUUUACUAUAUCCGUGUAAAUGCUGAUGGUCGCCAAGGGGAGUUUUAAUGCAAGAUCGAUGUUAUAAAAACUACUCUGUUAU
This is a messenger RNA of Cuscuta campestris, 2719 nucleotides long. The record is from the annotation of a GenBank genome assembly. Lineage: Eukaryota; Viridiplantae; Streptophyta; Magnoliopsida; Solanales; Convolvulaceae.